GAGGGGAACCCCCAAUUUCUCUUCAAUAACCUGUCACAGUCUCCUAUUUAUACCCAUUACUCAAAAUGGACAGACUCUCCCAAGUAUCUUCUCACUUGAACCCCUCGCAUACCGGUGUUGUCAAGCUUCAACAAAAACAUGAGUCGGACGUGGUGAUUGUGUCCGCGUACAGAACUGCCAUCACUAAAGGAGGUAGAGGUAAAUUCAAGGAUGCCGCCACUGAGGACUUAUUGGUAGGGCUAGUCAAGGCUACGCUUGAGAAACUCCCUCACUUUGACCCAGCAUUGAUCGAGGACGUGGCCAUUGGUAACGUUUUAAAUCCCGCUGCCGGUGCCGGUGCUCAUAGAGCCGCACUUCUCGCAGCUGGGGUUCCGUACACUGCUCCCUUUGUUGCUGUCAACCGAUGGUGUUCGUCGGGCUUGAUUGCAGUUAACGAUAUCGCCAACAAGAUCUACGCUGGCCAGAUCGAGAUUGGCUUAGCGGGCGGGGUGGAAUCCAUGUCCACCUUUUACGGGCCAGACAUUGUGCCAAAGUUCUCUGAUGCAAUCCUCUGCCACGCGGAAGCUUCCAAAUGUAGUAUGACGAUGGGGGAAUCGAACGAGCUCUUGGCAGAAACCUACGGGAUUGACAGAGCCGCGCUGGACGCCUACGCUGCUGCCUCUUUUAAUAAAGCCGAAAGAGCCUUUUCCCAAGGAUUCUUCAAGGACGAAAUCCUUCCGCUUCAGGUGGAAAUCGAGGUGGAAAGUGAAACCGACGGGGAGGAUGGUGUCAUGACGACCGUGACCGUUGAUGCCGACGAGGGCCCUCGCAAAAAUGUUACCGCGGAGUCGCUUGGCAAACUCAGGCCUGCGUUUGACCAGCACGGAACCACCACCGCCGGAAACGCCUCGCAGGUAUCCGACGGUGCCGCUAUCGUGUUGAUGAUGCGUCGCUCAAUCGCCAACAAGUUGAAGAUGCCGAUCUUGGCGAAAUACGUGGUGACGGCCGUUUGCGGUGUCCCCCCAGAGCUCAUGGGGGUAGGGCCAGCAGUCGCUAUUCCUAAGGUGUUGGCCCAAACGGGAAUCAGUGGAUCAGAGGUGGCGGUGUUUGAGAUCAACGAGGCCUUCGCAGCGCAGGCGUUGUAUUGCAUCGAACACUUGGGCUUAGACAAGGCCAAGGUGAACCCCCGGGGCGGGGCAAUUGCUUUGGGCCACCCCUUGGGGGCCACUGGGGCCCGACAGAUUGCCACCAUUAUACGUGAGUUAAAGACGGGGGAAAUCGGGGUCACGUCAAUGUGUGCUGCCACCGGAAUUGGCGCAGCGGCUGUGUUUGUUAAGGAGUGAAGGGUAUCUCUGAGGUUGGCUCGGCCCAUCUGGGAUGAAUUAGUAGCUAUGCGGUGACCCCUUUGGACCUUUACUUGCUCCCCAGUACUUUGACCUGGUUUAACUUUCCCGGGAUUAAAUAGAAUGUUUUAAUUUCGAAUGAAUACCCUCUUAGGAAA
Molecule: messenger RNA, 1480 nt
Organism: Babjeviella inositovora NRRL Y-12698
Lineage: Eukaryota; Fungi; Ascomycota; Pichiomycetes; Serinales
Product: thiolase family protein
Exons: 1
Coding region: 66-1322 (418 amino acids)
Biological process (GO): phenylacetate catabolic process; fatty acid beta-oxidation
Cellular component (GO): peroxisome
Molecular function (GO): acetyl-CoA C-acyltransferase activity
Source: RefSeq, a predicted model, not a curated record